This is a messenger RNA of Miniopterus natalensis, 1428 nucleotides long. Its product is annotated as taste receptor type 2 member 42-like. Gene Ontology annotation, biological process: sensory perception of taste; G protein-coupled receptor signaling pathway. The record is from RefSeq and is a predicted model, not a curated record. Lineage: Eukaryota; Metazoa; Chordata; Mammalia; Chiroptera; Miniopteridae. Gene Ontology annotation, molecular function: bitter taste receptor activity; G protein-coupled receptor activity. Gene Ontology annotation, cellular component: membrane.
AAUGGUAAAGUUUCUCAUUAAGAUCUGCGAGAUUGAAUUGUCCAGACCUAGGGCUGGAAUAAAAGAGAAAUCUUUCAGAAGAUCAGUGAGACAGUAUCUGAAUUUUCUGGAGCAUUUUUAAUAGAAAAGUGAAAAGUAUCAGACUGGAUAUUAUUCUACAACACUUUGACAGCAAAAAAUCAGUGAAACAUAAUAUUAGCUUUCUGGACUUUUUCUACAGAAAUGCCAUCUGGAACUGAAAAUACUUUUCUGAUAGCUGCAAUGGGAGAAUUCGUAAUUGGAAUGUUGGGGAAUGGGUUCAUUGUAUUGGUUAACUGCAUCAACUGGGUGAAGAGCAAAAAGCUCUCAUCAACUGACUAUAUCCUCGCCAGUGUGGCUCUCUCCAGAAUCACCCUUCUUUGGAUAACACUAACUGAAUCAUUUCUCAUGGUGUUGCGGCCACAUAUAUAUGCCAGUGAAAAACUAGCAACACUUACUGGUAUUCUUUGGAGCCUGUCCAAUCACCUAGCUACCUGGUUUGCCACCUGUCUAAGCAUUUUCUAUUUCUUUAAAAUAGCCAAUUUCUCCCACCCCUGCUUUGUCUGGCUGAGGUGGAGAAUUGGCAAAGUGCUACUUGUGCUUCCACUGGGAUCUUUGUUCCUCCUGUUUUUGCAACUUGGAUUAAUAGAGUCAUUCAAUGGUUUCUGGAUUAAAGUCUAUAAUACACAUGAAAGAAACUCAACAUGGUCUUCAGGUGCAAGGGAAACUCUGUAUCUUAACAGCUUUGUUACUUCUAAUUUUAUCUACCUAAUUCCCCUUCUUCUGUCUCUGAGUUCACUGCUCCUUUUAUUUCUCUCCUUGAUGAGACAUACCAGGAAUGCACGGAUUAACUCCAGCUCUAAGGACUUCAGCACAGAGGCCCAUAAAAGGGCCAUGAAAAUGGUGCUAUCUUUCCUCCUACUCUCCAUACUACAUUUUUUCUCCAUCGUAUUAACAGGUUGGUGUUUCCUCAUAGUGGGGACAAAGCAGGCCAGUUUGGCUGUUAUGUUAACAUGGACUAUUUUUCCUUCAGGCCACUCAUUUAUCCUAAUUUUGGGAAGCAGCAAGCUAAGACAAACUGCCUUGGGACUACUGUGGCACUUUAAGUGCCACCUGAAAAGGGUGAAACCUUUAGCUGCAUAGACUUCACCAGAAUUUUCUAUAUUCCAAGAGAAUCAAAUCAUUGAAGAUCCAUUUUAACUUCUGUUUUUCUCACUGGAUUCUUUUGGAUAUGAUUGAGCAUCACAAACUUUUCCUAGAAUGGCCUAUAAUCUAACAAUCUACUCAACAUUUUUUUAAAGGCAAGCAUCAUUGUCAUUAUAACACUUGCUAGUAACAAAGUAUUUGAGAUAAUAUGAAUAUAAAAUAUAUAGUGCAACAUUAAUUUUAUAUGGCCUUGCAAAUAUUUAU